Messenger RNA from Exophiala xenobiotica, 3425 nucleotides. RefSeq lists its product as uncharacterized. Lineage: Eukaryota; Fungi; Ascomycota; Eurotiomycetes; Chaetothyriales; Herpotrichiellaceae. Bases 37 to 3297 code for a protein of 1086 amino acids. The record is from RefSeq and is a predicted model, not a curated record. The transcript has a single exon.
CGGCAGGCUCGCGAUUUUAUCUCUUCCACUAUACAGAUGCGAGCCCUAGAAGUCUACGAUCAUGUCGUCUUCAAGCCAAAUCCAAGUCUGUACGGUACAGUCUCUCGCACGACCCACGACCCCGGACAGGAUCUCCAAGAAGAGUUGAUCAUCGCACAUGCCGAAGUGCCUGCAGAUGCCCUCAACGAGUUUGUCACAAGUGGCGUGCCACCCGCCGGCUAUGCCUUUGUCCAGUUCGCCGAUGAAGCGGCAGGCAGCUCCUUGGUGCUCGAAGAGGAUCUCGACCUUCUAAGUCGCGACUUUCAGAUCGGUGACACGGUGAAGCGAGAUGGCAGCAACAUGAUUGGGACGGUCGUAGACGUGGACGAGAAGUACACGCUCGAACAUAUUGCCAGCAACAGGAACCUCGUCCAACAAGUCCGACUUCUCUCCAUCCAAACAGAAUUUCCGGCCUGUUCACCUGCCUGCGCGUCGCAUCCUCUGCCUUUCUCUCACCCGAACCCGCACGCCCUCAUUUAUAAUGUCCCUUCCCGAGACAUCAAGAAAGCAUCGGAUGUGGUUACAGGAGAAUACAUCAUAAGUAACAACUGGGUCGGGUUAGUCGACGACGUUGAAAUCGACGUGGUGAUCGCGUUGGAAAACAAAUCAAUCGUGGUGGUGACAGACACACAUGGUUUGCAUAUUCCAGUCCCCGACUAUGGUAAACCUCUGGUUGCACUGCCCGAAUAUGAGGACUUCAAGAGACCAGACUUCGUAGUUGCUACACAGGGAUGGGCAACCACUAUUCCCGUGCAGGCACCACGUCCGGGAGAUUUUGUCAUCAUCGACCGCAGUCGACUUCGAGGUGGGAGAUGGAUCCGUGGGACAUAUGAUCCCAAAUGCGCUGCGCAUGGAGUCAUCCUUGACGUCCGGGCGCGAGACGUCUUAGUGGGAUGGGUCGCAAACAAUUUUGGAAGAGAAACAUUAUACCGUUCGGAAUCGUCUCCUCGGUCUGAAGUGCCAAUGUACGAGAACAUCAACCACUUUCGAGACCAGAGUAGCUUGGUCCUCAACAAGAAGGCGAAAAUCUAUGACUGUGGUAGGACGCCAGGCAGGAGUGUGAAUCAUGGUUGGUCUUCGGGGCCACAAGUUGGAAAUUCCUCGUAUGCAGAGUCAGAAGACACGCAGAACGUCUUUCCAGGACAGGACCUUAGUGUUGGGUGCCACGUUAGGUUUCGAGAUACCACGGCAGCGGCAGUCAAAUAUCAGGGCAGUGAAGGCAGCUCGCACGGAAAGUUCUUGAGAGCGACCUCUAGCGACUUUCCUGGCUGGGAUUUCGACGAAUUCAAAGUCGUCUCUGCACAACAAAACGCCACCGUGCUGUGGCAGGAUGGUUCAACAACAACAACCGAUUCGGCUAUGUUGAACGGCUAUGGCCUCUUCGAACCAGAAUUGCAACCUACAGAUAUUGUGGUGAAGCGAGAAGGAAUGCGGCAGAGACCCGUGGGAUCUCGAGGCGCUGGAAACACUGGUGUAACAGAUUUUGACGAGAUGGCGUUCUUCGAGCAGCCGCAUGAUCUGAUACCUCAGAUGGUAGGAGUCGUGCAGACAGUUGAUCCCAACGAGAGAGUAGCUUGCGUCCGUUGGUACAAAGAACCAAGGAUCGAGCUCCGUUCAUCAGGGCAAAUGCUCGCACAGGGGUCGCAUUACGGACCGAUCGGAAAUGUUGUGGAAGACGUAUCCUUGUACGAGAUCUUGUCGUUUCCUGCCCUAGCCCGGCGAAGAAGAGACAUGUGUGUUCUCGAAGACCCGGAAGAAUUUCGGAGACUGCGGCAGCUUUAUGAGGCAGGAGGCGAUAUCGCAGCACUCGAUGAGAGGCGAACGGCUACAGUACGAGCGGUUGCACACGGAGAAAUAGCCCCAUUUCCUCCUGGGUCUACUAGGAGAUUGGCCACGCGCCAACGAUUGCGACGCGAGGGUGAGGAAGAUCUUAACUGGACAGGUCAGGUCGUGGCCCAUGGACUGGAUGGUACAAUCGUUGUCCGGCUGGGAGCCGCCCGACAUUGUCGGGAUAUCCGAGUUGAGCGUGAUGCCAUCCUCACAUACAUCGAUGACGACGUCGAUGCGGAUUCCAUCGACGAGAACAUGCUGGACGUCGAUUUUUGGGAUAACUAUGACGAUGACUGGUCGGAUGAAGGGACUGUUGAACCGAUCUCAGAGAGCGUGGAAUAUGAAGGGGGUGAACGGCUCGACGAAGAUGCAGGUGACGAGAAUUGGGUAUCUGAGGACGACGACGAAGAGCUACAAGACGAUGAAGACGUAGAGAUGACCGACGCAAGACCUGCUUCUCCCGACAGCCAUCCUUCCACCACCCGGCUACAGACCAUUCCAGCAUGGGUGCUGUCCACCGAAGCGCCACCCCAAUUCCUCGUUCUCGAAGAAGAACCUCCUGCAGACCAGUUCGGACUCCAUUCCGUCCCGACCACUGGGACACCUUUGAAACGAAUUAUGAAGGAGCACAAUAUCCUGGCAUCAUCCUUACCUGAAGGAGAAAUCUACGUACGGACUUAUGAAAGUAGGCUUGACCUCAUGCGAUGUCUAAUUAUCGGGCCAAGAGACACUCCUUACGAAAAUGCUCCCUUUGUGAUCGACCUGUAUCUUGGUCAAGGAUUUCCCGAUCAGCCGCCGACGGCCCAUUUCCACAGCUGGACCAGCGGCUUGGGUCGGAUCAACCCCAACCUCUACGAGGAAGGCAAGAUAUGUUUGAGUCUGCUCGGAACGUGGUCUGGAAAACACGACACUGAGAAGUGGAGUGAUAGGGCUACACUUCUUCAGCUACUAGUAUCACUGCAAGGUCUAGUAUUUGUGAAGAAGCCGUUCUACAAUGAAGCCGGAUUCGAAGGGUAUGAAAACGACUCGAAGUAUACGCUAGAGGCGGAGCAAUACGGCGAAAAGGCUUUCGUCAUGGCGCGAGGGUUCAUCAAGCACGCCUUGCUGCGACCACCCAAGGGUUUGAUAGAUGUCCUGGCCUGGCUGUACUUGCCUCACGAUCUUACAAAGCUCAGCGGCAGUCUGCUAGGGACGAUUAUCAAGCGUGGCAGAGUGUUGAUUACGAAGUCUGAAGAAGCGAGAACCGAGAAGGAUGAAAGCCUGUUGGACUCGGCUGGUAACAAGGAUGAUCCGACGAGAGUGUUUCUGAGACCUUUGAGUCGUGGAGCAGGUGUAAUGUUGAAGAGGUUGCUCGAGGAUUUGCAAGUGCAGAUGGACCAGUUAGAGCUGAGGAAAGAGGGUGCGGGUGACGGUGCGGGUGAAAGCUGACCAGGUGGGAUGAGUAUUGCACGACGGAUGAUGAUGAACGAUGAUCAAUUGAUACCCCAGAGGACGGACUGGACGACGACAUCCUACGAAAAGAUAUAGAGCCCGAAUAGUAAACGCGUAUCUUUUCC